ACUCAAAUAAUACUAAAAAUAUAUAUUUAAGGAAAAAUCGUUUAUUGAUAUUUGAUGCAUUAUAAAAGAGGUUGGUUUCUUUUUCUUAUCUCGAACCCAAUUCAUAUGAGCCAAUGGAAAAGAAAAGAUGUGCAGUCGUUACGGGAGGAAACAAAGGGAUUGGAUUUGAAAUAUGUCGUCAACUUGCUUCAAAUGGAAUUGAAGUUAUAUUAACAGCUAGGAACGAGAGUCGAGGGAUAGAAGCUGUCAAGAAACUCCAUGAUUCUGGCCUUCCAAAUAUCCUCUUCCAUCAACUUGAUAUCAAUGAUCCACAAAGCAUCGCAAGUUUAGCUAAAUUCAUUGAAACCAAUUUCAAAAAACUUGAUAUCUUGAUCAAUAAUGCAGCAUUAAUUGGAAUUAUUAUGCAUGAAAAAGAAUUCAAAGCCGGUGCUGGAUUUGUGCAAGUGCUCGAUGAGAAUGUGCAUCUUCUUGCGGAACUCUCCAAUUCACCAAGAAUCGUCAAUGUUACCUCCACUUACGGAGAGCUAAGUUAUCUUCACAAUGAGAAGUUGAAAGAAGAACUACGAGAUAUGAAAAAUGUAACUGAAGAGAGGAUUGAAGAGAUUAUCCAAUGGUUUUUGAGGGACUUUAAGGCCUCAAAGUUGCAGGAGAAUGGGUGGCCUUUAACAGUUUCUGCUUAUAAAGCAGUGCUUAAUGCUUACACACGGCUUUUGGCAAAAAAAUUUCCUAAUUUUAUUAUAAAUUGCGUGCAUCCUGGUUAUGUUGAAACAGAUAUGACCAUUCAAACAGGAUUCAUCAAAGUAGAAGAGGGUGCUAGAGCUCCUGUAAUGGCUGCUUUGUUGCCGGACGAUGACCCUUCCGGUGUUUACUUCCAACAAAUGGAAAUAACCCCGUUCUAAUCUAUAAAUUGGGCAAUGUAAUAAUAAUAAUUAUAUAAUAUGCAUAUAUCUUUGCUUUUGUGGCUUUGUAACAAUAAGAUAU
Molecule: messenger RNA, 981 nt
Organism: Lactuca virosa
Lineage: Eukaryota; Viridiplantae; Streptophyta; Magnoliopsida; Asterales; Asteraceae
Source: the annotation of a GenBank genome assembly